Rhopalosiphum maidis (corn leaf aphid) is the source of this 1751-nucleotide messenger RNA. Its product is annotated as germinal-center associated nuclear protein-like. Lineage: Eukaryota; Metazoa; Arthropoda; Insecta; Hemiptera; Aphididae. The record is from RefSeq and is a predicted model, not a curated record. Gene Ontology annotation, cellular component: centrosome; nucleus; spindle. The transcript is spliced from 7 exons. Gene Ontology annotation, biological process: centrosome duplication; spindle assembly. Bases 707 to 1681 code for a protein of 324 amino acids.
UUAUUAAGUGAUAAUCAUGAAGAUAAGAGAUAUCUCUAACUUCAUGGUGAUAAUCUGGAAAAUAGACAUGACAUAACAAGUAACUUCACGCAUGCACCAUGCACACAUCGAGCACUUAAUAAAGAGACCCGUCGCUAAUUGUUUUGUGUUUAUAUCGGCAACAAUCUCGAUUUAAGCACAGAACAAUAUGAUGUGGGUGAUUUCUAUGGUGGAUACUGGAUAGUGGUUAUCUUUAAUUGUGCCGACAACUUUUUAUGUGGAUAUAAAUAAUUCGCCGUAGCUCUAUCCGUAUUAUGAUCCAAUGUAAAAUGGUAAAAGCAUUAAAACCAUGAAGUAAAACAUUAUUUUCUAUAGGAGAUAGAUAUCAAUGAAUUUAUGAAUUUAAUGUUAUAUUUAUAUAUGAUUUACUGUUUAUGACGCUGUAAAAGUGGCAGACGGCAGUCUUUUCGUUUUCGUCUACGCAUUGCUGCUGGGAAUCAUAAAUUAGAAUAGUUAAUUAGGAUUUGGAUAUUGACUAUUGGGCUUCGGGCAUUUAGCUGAUAUAUUAAUUUGGAAUCAAUCAUCACUUGACAGUUGACACUUAUUAGUAUUUGGUAAUUUGUUUAGUGUAUAAAUGAUGUAAUAUUGUUAUAGAUAACUUGGUUCCGUGAUAAUAGUAGUAAUUAUUAAGUAAUGAAAUAACAAAACAAAUGAAAUAUAUUUUAUAAUGGCGUUACCAGUGAAAGGUAUAUGCAUGGAAAUGUGUCCAAGAGAGGAAAAAACUAUGAGAAAAUCAAAAAAACUUGUACACCAGUUAGAAUGUGCCCCAUAUAAAAUGGUUAAAUGUUUUAGUCGUUCAGCUGCAGGUAGUUCAUUAAACAAACCUCAUAUUUUAAGGCCGCCAUCAGUUUUGAAGAAUACCAUAUCAUAUCUUUUAAAUGAAAUACUCACAAUUACUAAUAUACCAUUCAAUAUUGUUUAUGAUUUUAUUGAUGACCGUUUAAAUUCUAUAAAACAAGAUGCCACAAUACAAGAAGUGUCUGAUCAAGAUUGGAUGGCUAUUUUACCACCAAUUAUUCGGUUUCAUGCAUAUGCAGCUUAUAAAUGUUAUGAAUAUGAUGUUAACACAUUUGAUCCGUUUUUAAAUAUGAAGCAUUUUCAUGAAAGCAUUUUUAAAAUUGUUAAAAUAUUUUUGCAAGACUUGGACAAAGCAACAGAUAAACUUUGUUCAGAAAUGGUAUCACUUUUGAUUGUUGCUAAUUUAGGUGAUUUUAAUGUUCUUCAACAAGCUUUGCCGUUUAUCACAAAGAAAAGUACUUUGAUAAAAAUGUCAGUGGUAUUAUCAUUGAAUAUUAUGAAUGGUAAUUUUGGACAGUUAUUUGAAACAUACAAUACAUUUCCAGUGUUGCAUCAGUGUGUUAUUAGUGUACAAUUACCAAUGCUUAGAAAGAUCAUAUUAAAAUCAAUGUGUGCUGGUUUUAACUGCAAAAAUAAUUACUUUGCAAUUUCAAACUUAACUAAAAUGUUGCUACACAAUAAACCUCAAGAAACCAUUAAAGAGUGUCAACAUUACUGUUUAACUGUAAUUGAUAAUAAAGUAGAAUUAUCUAAGUCAUCAUUUGAUAAUGAAGUGGACAAGUUACAUUUGAAAAAGAAGAUUCUAUUCAAUGUUAAUGUUUCAACCAUAGUUCUUAAUAUUUAAAAACAUGAUAUUUUAACCGUUUGUAAGUAUUAUAUGAUAUUUAAUGAAUUAUGUAUAUUUUAUUACUAAA